Equus caballus (horse) is the source of this 5785-nucleotide messenger RNA. It is a transcript of the gene MED28, whose product is annotated as mediator complex subunit 28. NCBI's taxonomy places the organism in Eukaryota, Metazoa, Chordata, Mammalia, Perissodactyla, Equidae. Gene Ontology annotation, cellular component: mediator complex. The record is from RefSeq and is a predicted model, not a curated record.
GCCUCUUUCCCCGCCUCUUCAGAAAUGGCGGCUCCGCUGGGCGGUAUGUUCUCUGGGCAGGCGGCGGGGCCCCCGCCCCCCCCGCCGGGGCUCCCGGGUCAGGCUUCUCUUCUUCAGGCCGCGCCGGGCGCUCCGAGGAUUUCUAACAGCACCUUGGUGGACGAAUUGGAGUCAUCUUUCGAAGCUUGCUUUGCUUCGCUCGUGAGUCAGGAUUAUGUCAAUGGCACGGAUCAGGAAGAAAUUCGAACUGGUGUUGAUCAGUGUAUUCAGAAAUUUCUGGAUAUUGCGAGACAGACAGAAUGUUUUUUCCUACAAAAAAGAUUGCAGUUAUCUGUCCAGAAACCAGAGCAAGUUAUCAAAGAGGAUGUCUCGGAACUAAGGAAUGAACUACAGCGGAAAGAUACUUUGGUCCAGAAGCACUUGACAAAAUUGAGGCAUUGGCAGCAGGUGCUGGAGGACAUCAACGUGCAGCACAAAAAGCCAGCCGACAUCCCUCAGGGCUCCUUGGCCUACCUCGAGCAGGCGUCUGCUAAUAUCCCAGCGCCGAUGAAGCAAACCUGAGGCAGAGCCGGCCUGAAAGCGAGCUGGUGGAUGAGUCAGCCUCAACAGUCUUGCCAGACAUCACUUUUCUUGUGGACGUGACAUUUUGGAAACUUCCUUUGCUGGAGAAUGAAAUGAUUUUAGUUUUAUGUUCCCACCUAAAAUUUUUCCCCUAUUUUUAUGGGUUAUAGCUUGAAUACUUUAUAAAAUGUCUAUGGCUUUGGUAAACCAAGCAAAAUUUUUUGUGUUUAGUAGAGUUUAGACUGCUAGUGUGAUGCCACUUAAGAUUCUUUUUUGUUUCUUUUCUUUGCUUGUUUUUAUUUUUGUAUGACUUUUAAUCUCUGUGUUUGCAGUAUUAGAUUAGUUUGUAUGGUUUGAGGGAAAAACAGUUUGUAUGAUCUGUUCUGAGGAUCAGAGGAUGAGGAUUUUGGUUGUAGGCCUUUUAGGAUAGUUACCCCUCAGUGGUAGUGUAGGGAAAUCCAUAAAUUUGCAGUUUCAAUCUUUAACCUACCUCAAGAAGAGGAGUCUAAUGCAACGUGUGUGAAAUGCUUCCAGGGCUCUCAGAAGGAGAUUUUGUGAGUAGGCCGGAGAGGAUUGUAAUACCCUGGGUUAGUGUAGCCAUAUUACAGUAGGGUCCUUUAGUUGCUGCUUUCUUUGGAGUCAGUUUAUAUUUUGUGUGGUGUUUGUUUCCUUUUGGGGUGGGGCAUGUGGUGGGAGCCGUGAGGUGCUGAAUUCUGUGAGGUUCUGCAGUGGUGCAUCAGCGUAGGUCACCGGGCACACCCUGUUCUCAGUCGCAUGGCUUGGGGCAGAGGUGAAGGGUGAGGGUUAAAGCUAGCUGUGGUUGUGUCUUUGUUUUGAGUGUUGUUUGCUUGUGUCGUUUUUGUUUUGCUUUUUUGGAGCGGAACUUUCCAGGUUCUUGCUAGUGGAUGGUAUUGAUUCCAGGGGGCUGGGUUCUCGAGGUGCAGGGUGUGCCACAGGAUGGCCCUCGGCAACCACUCUUCACAAAGAGCACGUGGAGCCUCCGUGUCUGGGAAGACAUUUUACCCGCUUGUUGGUCAUGCAGCCCCUCAGAUUCUCUGUUCACUGGCUGUGGAGAAAUACAGAUGGGUAUUGUGUCUGGCUCUCCUUGGAUGAGGUUUUCCUUUCUCUGCUGUUUACAGGCUCUUAAUAGAUUACAUCUCUUCACCCAAAACAAGUGCUCCACUGUCUUCUGAACACGCAGUGCUUCUGUGACUCAGUGACCUGAGUCAUUUUGUUUUCUCCGGCCUUGAAAGCCCCUUCCCACAUGCAGUGGCAUCCGCUCACGGUCCUGUCUGGCCUGGAUGCCACCUGGUCCCUGAAGCCUCCGAGUGCCCUCCCUGUCACACCCCCAGGACACAGGACUUCCUGUCUCCUCUACCAAGCUUGCGUUGUUUCCCUCGGGGGUUGGUGGUCUGAAUCUGUCUCUGUGCCCUUCAUGAGAAGAGGCAUCAUUCCCCUCUGAUUACACAGGGACCAUGUAUUAUUUCUCUUUUAUACAUAAUACUUACUACUCAUUUUUCUUUGUGUGUGGAGGGGUACACAGCCUGAGGCCAACAAAUCCCCUCACUCAGGAUGUAUACUCUUAAAAGUUGUUUUUACUCACAUUAUAUGAAUUCAAGGCUGUUAACCUGGUCAUCUCAUGCUAAUUAGAAGCUGUGAUUGGCAGCUUUAGAUUUCUUGACUACAAGCCGAAAUAAACUGAUAAAGUUUUAGGCACUCUUUCAAUAAUAGAGAGGUUCUUGGUAAAAAGAUUGGGAAGUAUUCUAUUUGGUGCUUAGUGAAAAUAUUUUGAAUUAAUGUAUAUACCACUUCUUGCCAUUUACUUAUUAAAUUCAAAAGUUUUCUGUCUCUAAAUAAAUAAUUUUCAAUCUUGUCUGUUUGUAGACAUCGUUUUCCUGUAGUGACAUCUUGCUGGUUGAUGAUCAUGGAACACCCUCUUAGCUGCUGUCUCCCUCAAUGAGAAAAUAACAGGCUAUCAGCUGGGAAUUCCCUUACCUUCCCACCCAGAAAUGAUAAACCCACCCACAUCUCCAGGGCAUCUUUUUUCCUUCCUAUCCAUCUGCUGAAGUGCCUGCCCUGUGUAAGACCACCUUUCCACAGUUGUUCUGGGUCCCUAGGUCUCUAGGACUUAACCCUUAGGGUGGUUUCUGCCCUGUGCAUCGCUCACCUACUGACUGAUUCCCUACAGCUCACAGGAGUUCUUGAUCUCCCAUCUUCAGCAUUCCCCUCCCUGCUUGAGCUGCGGUCCCAUUUCCCUGCCCCUCGUUCGCAGUCUCCAGGUCCUCCUCUCCUCUCCCCUCCUUUUCCUACUCUAGGCUGUCCCUCCCACAUGACCACGACUGUGCUUGUGAUGGUUAGCAGCCAGCCACUUCACCGUGGCCACAUCGAAUGGACACUUCUCCAUCUUUCUUUACUUGAACUCACUCUCUUUAAUACAUCUUCCCUUCUUUUCUACCGAACCUCUAAGUGUUGACAUUCCUGAGGGUUUGGUUCUGGGCCUCUGAGGCCAUGGUGGAGUGCUACUCACUUCUCCCUUCAAGAGAGCCAUCUCCAGGCUGCAGUUGCCAAAGCUUUAGCCCUUGGGGAUCUGCAACGGUGUUCCCACAAAGAACCAAGCACAGUGGGGGUACUGGAGCCAGAUCAUUUCUGCCCGGCUCUAGUGGGCAGUCUUUGCUCUGGGGCUCCCAUGGGCCUGGCUGGGACUUUCUUGAGCUGCUCUUGGCUUUCUCAGCUCUUGCCUGAGCUGUCUUGCUAUCUGAGCCUCUGUUGCCCAGGUCGUCCAUGGCCCUCCUUUCACAGGUAUCAGCCCUGCAUCACAGUCUCAAGGCUCUUCCUCUCUCUGCUUCCUCUCCCCUUGAUCUUACACAAGUGUUUCCCUGGAGAAGAGGGAAAACCCUGGCCCUGACAUCGGAUGCUGACCUGGCACUGCUAGCCACAUUAUUCUUCUGUUGCAUAUAAACAGUCUCAGAAUCCCAACCUCAGGCAAAGUUACUCUGAGACCAUGGCAGUAAGAAGAAUCACUUCAUAAUUUUGUCUAAGCACAGAAAAAAAAGUCACUGUGCCACCCACAAAAUACUAAAAAUCCUUCUGGCUAAAAUGAGUGACCGCUACUUUUUUUUUUUUUUUUUUUUACCAUUUAUAGCUUUAUCCUCACUCUAGUCUGCCCCUGCUAUAGGUAAGAUUUAUUGAGACUCCCUCCAGGCUUAGAAUUGCCCCCACUUUUUGACAGCAUCCAAUCUAGAGUGAAUCUCUGCUUCUUUAGACAAUCCUAGAAAUCACCAAACCAACACCCAAAUACCCUAAAAUAAGUUCUAACACCAUGUUUCUGAGAAGCCCCCCCAUUCUCCAUGUGGAGCAUUCUCGCUCACUGCAGCAAGUGGUAAGCCCACCUUGUUCAACUACAGGUCAGUCUGUUUCUGGUGAUCUUUGGCUGAAGGGCAUUGACAUUCUCAAUAAAUUUCUUGCACCUCUAUUUGUGUCUUGGGGUGUACCUCCUGGGGGACCCGCCUGGCUCAGCUGUUACACAGUCUGAGAGAGAAGGCAGGAUGGGGUUUGGGGACUGGGUGGGCUCACCAUCCAGUUGGCAAGGAGGACCCAUCCUGGGUGGGAUGUGAGGUACAGACAGUCAGCAGCACAAGCAAGUGGCCAGUUCCUGAGGAUUCCACCAGUGGUGCCCCGGGAAAGUGUGCUAGUGGAAGGGAACGUUGUCGGUGCAAGGAUUCAAACAUUUGGAAGGGAAGGGGAAUAUUUUUACAAGAACAGUAGAGUUGGCUGGUUAUCACUACACUGUUUUGACUCCCCAUGGAGGGAUAAUGACAAACUAUCAGUGCUGAAAAAGUCGAAGGCUGCUGGGAGUGCCUGGGGCGUCUUUGGUUGUCUCCUGCACAGGGAGAGCAGACCCUGAGGAGCUAGUAGGAGGUAGCAGAUCAAAGAUAAUACUGCAUCCUGGGGGUGAUAGUGGAGAUUAGUGCUACCCUUAGAAAUCCAAAGGAUGCAGGGAAGUUGGUCCCUCUCAUAGCCCAUUUAAAUUGCCAGCCUUGCCCUUGCAGAACCCAGAUGGAGCCUGGAGAAUGAGUAUAGAGCAAUCACAGUUGCUGUGUUGGAGGUUGCAUCAACGCUAGAGCAGUUAAUAAGGGCUCAGGUACACGGUAUAGAGCCAUCGGUUUGGUGAAUGCGUUCUUUUCUACCCCAGCUAUGAAACAAUUUGCAGCAAUAUUCCUUUCCAGUUUUGCUCCAGGGAUGUGUUAACUCUUCCUUCCUCUGUCGUAAUAUAGCCUAAAGAGAUUUAUCGUCAGGUCCUGUUAUUUCUCUCUCCUAACUCAAUCCUGAAUCAGUUCAUCUCUCUUCAUCUCUAUUGUUUUCUCCAAGCCACUACCAUCAUCUCUAGACCACUCUGCUUUUGAGAGAUUGAUGGAAUAGAUUAUGCAAAUGAGAACAAGAAGAAUGUUUUACUAUCAAAUUGAGUUUCUUUGUCAAUAUUAUCUAGGGUACAAAGAGAAUUUCACUCACUGCUGGUAAAGGUGUAAUUUGUAAAGGUGUAAAUUGCUGGACACUUUCUGGAUGGUAAAUUGGUAAUAUCAAAGGAAAAGCUUAAGCGUGGAUCAUUUGAUGCUUGGCUUCAAUACUCAAGGAACAGGUCCUAAAGAAAAAUGAUAGAAGCAUGCAAAGAUUUAGUCCACAAAGAUAGAAUUAUUUGGGGAGAAUCCAGAAAUUUAAAAAGAUCUUUCACUUAGCUGCAACAAGAAAGGAGUCAAAGCACAUACAGGGUCUCAACUGAUAAAAGUCUGUCCCCACAGCAGGGGGAAGGUUGAGUUGCACAGUGGUGGGAAAACAUUUCAACAAACAGAGGUAGAACUACCUGUAUGUAGUCUUCAAAACAAAAUACAAACAUAAUCCUACAGUGCUCACCCUAGGCAGGAAGCAAAAGAUAACUAAAAAAUAUUUGACACUGAAAACCAAUAUGGCCUGUAACGAGUAUUUGCAUUUUAAAAAUUAUCCUAGUGGGGACAUGUGUUUUGAUUAGAUAGUAAAUUUACCUUUAAAUUGUAAGUUUGAGUUGUAAUUGCAUUUCUCUCAAAAUGACAUAAGUAUGUAAGUAGCUACUUUUUAUCUGAAGAUGAUCUGAUUGAGGUUAAUGCGAACUUCCUAUUUCCAAGCUCUGUCUUCAUCUAAUUUCACCUUUCUUUGCAAAAACAAUACAAGUCACAAACAUGUUUAUUGCUCA